AUGAUAGCACCAGGGACACAAAGUACAACUCGACUCAUCAGCGCUAAAACCAAAACAGUUCUCCGGACGCUGAGGACACAAGUUGGCUACCCCCAACCGAAGUUGGAUGAAAAUGGCAACUGUAAAGCAAGUGUGGAAUAUAGUAAAGCAGCGCCGUUUGAGGACAUACCGGGACCCAAAGGGCUCCCACUGCUCGGGGUAACGCUGGAUUAUAUCAGAGGAAAUUAUGAAUACUUGAAAAUGCGAGAAGUGUUGAAGUCUUUCCGCGCGGAUUACGGCCCCGUUGUCAAAGAAACGGUCGCAGGCGACACAUACGUCCAUCUUUUUGACCCAGACGACAUCGGCAAUGUUCUCGGCCACGUGCAGGCCCAGACGGAUGUUUUCCCUUUAUUUCCGCCAUUGAAGUUUUACCGGAAGUGGAGAGGAAUAGGCGCUGGUCUUGGAAACGUGUAA
Messenger RNA from Lingula anatina, 453 nucleotides. Its product is annotated as cytochrome P450 10-like. The record is from RefSeq and is a predicted model, not a curated record. Gene Ontology annotation, molecular function: oxidoreductase activity, acting on paired donors, with incorporation or reduction of molecular oxygen; heme binding; iron ion binding. NCBI's taxonomy places the organism in Eukaryota, Metazoa, Brachiopoda, Lingulata, Lingulida, Lingulidae.